AUGGCGACCACAACUCCCAGCAUUCCUCAGCUGGAGCUGGAAGCUGCCAUUGGAUUUAACGGCCGUGUUCCCUGUGGCCUGAGAGUCCAUCCAGACCAACAACAUCUCAUCUAUCCUCUGGGAUGCACUGUGAUUCUGAAGAGCAUCCGUGAUGACAAACAGGAGUUCCUGCACGGACACACCAACAACGUGUGCUGCAUCUCUGUGUCCAAAAGUGGAACCUACAUUGCCUCUGGACAAAUCACCUUUUGGGGAUUUAAGGCAACAGUUUUUAUCUGGAACUAUGCACAAAGAUCUGUCCACGCUGAGCUGAAUCUUCACAAGGUCAAGGUUGAAUCUCUGGCCUUUUCUCCCAACGACAAAUACUUGGUAUCCUUAGGAGGUCAAGACGAUGACAGCAUUGUUGUUUGGGACAUUGAGACCAAACAGGCCAUCUGCUGGAGCACGGCAUCGUCUCGAAUCGCCGGGCCCUGCCUCGUAGUGCAAUACUCAAACACAAAUGAUAACAUAUUUGUUUCUGCUGGGAGUGGAACAAUACGAGUUUGGGAAUUGGACAACAGAAAUAUUAGAUUCACAGAUUGUAAAAUAGGAAAACUUCAGAGGAAUGUCAAAUGUGUGGAGAUCUCAAAAGACGAUCAAUUCAUUUUCUGUGGAACAACCACUGGAGACUUCCUCAAAAUCAACCUCAGAACUGGACUUCUGAGUGACUGUGGUCCAGUUAAAGCAAAACACAACCUUGGUGUUGUUGCUCUCAAAGUGCUGGAAUCUGGGGACCUCCUCGUGGGUUCUGGAUCUGGAGUCUUAUCUUUGUGCUCCAAAACAAACUUUAAAACUCUUAGGAGGAUCCAGCUGGAGAAAGAAGUGACUUCCAUCACGGUCAAAGACACAGAACAGAAGUUCUAUGCUGGCACAGAAGCUGGCUGUAUUUUCCGCAUCAGCUUUAAUGACUUUGAAGCUGAACUGGUUUACACCAGCCACUGCGGUGCUGUGAAAGACGUGGUCAUGCCUUUUGGAACAUCUGAACUAUUUGCAACCUGCUCUGAUGACGACAUCCGACUGUGGCGCAUAGACAAACCCAAAGAGCUUCUCCGCAUCAGUGUCCCUAAAGCAACCUGCAAUGCCCUGGACUUCAUGCUUGACGGGCGCAGCCUCAUUAGUGCUUGGAGCAACUGUACGAUUCGUGUUAAUGGUCCUGAAAGUGGACGACCAAUGAUCAUAAUCAACGACGCACACAAGAUGGGGGUAACAGCCGUCGCCGGCACCAGAGACUGCAAAAGGAUUGUCAGUGGAGGGGGGGAUGGAGAGGUGCGUGUUUGGGAGCUGCUGCCACAUGGCUCUCGGUUGGUGGAGGGCAUGAAAAAGCACAAAGCCACCGUCUCCAGUGUCAAAAUCAAGUCUACCGACGAAGAGUGUGUCAGUGUCGGCGUUGAUGGAGUCUGCGUUAUCUGGGACUUAGAGCGGUUCGUCAGCCUUCAGGUGAUGAUCGCAAACACGAUGUUUCGGGCGGUGUGCUAUCACCCAGAGGAGCACCUGAUCAUCACCAGUGGAACCGACAAAAAGGUCACGUACUGGGACGUGUACGACGGUUCCAUCAUCCGAAAUCUGGAAGGCUCCCUGUCCGGCCCCAUCAACGCCAUGCACAUCACGAAGGACGGCAGUCAUUUUGUGACGGGUGGAGAUGACAAGCUGGUGAAAGUGUGGACCUUCAUGGAAGGCUUGGUCACCCACGUGGGGACUGCCCACGGCGGCAGCAUCACCAGUUUGAAGAUCUGCUCUAACAAUCGCAUUCUCGUCAGCACCAGCGCAGAUGGAGGCAUCCUGCGAUGGAAGUUCCCUCAUCCUCCCAAACUGUAAAGCGUUCUUCAAACCUGCAGAGAAAAGCAGAAGCCUUCGUUCAAACGCAAAUUCAGUUCUAAAUGUUUUCAUUUUUUGUUGUUUUCUUUCAAUUUAAUUAAUAAACUCAUUUAUAUCUUUGCUUCUAAAA
Messenger RNA from Oryzias melastigma (Indian medaka), 1984 nucleotides. It is a transcript of the gene cfap52, whose product is annotated as cilia and flagella associated protein 52. The record is from RefSeq and is a predicted model, not a curated record. Bases 1 to 1854 code for a protein of 617 amino acids. The transcript has 14 exons. NCBI's taxonomy places the organism in Eukaryota, Metazoa, Chordata, Actinopteri, Beloniformes, Adrianichthyidae. Gene Ontology annotation, biological process: cilium assembly. Gene Ontology annotation, molecular function: protein binding.